CCCUGAGGGGCCGGGCCGGCGGGGACGGGGUUUUGCCGCUUUUGGAGUGAGCUGAGCAAAAUAUCUUGAAGUAACAAAGAAUAGUUUGAAGUAACAAAGAUUUCCCGUUCUCUCCCAAGUACCGACACAGAAAAAGCUGAGUUGUAUCGGGGACAAUUUUUCACUAACUUCAUCCUCGGUUUUGUAUUCAGCAGCGUACACUGAACAGCGAAAUGUCCUCAAAGAAGAAAAUAAAGAAGAAACAUAGCAGCUAUAAGCUAGAGGAGCACAAAGCCGACUCCAGUCCUCGCUGGAAAUCGCUUCCACUUGAGGAACCGGAUGUCUCAAGGAUAUUGAAGGUAGCAGAAACAAAUCAACUUGAGGACCUUGAUGAUUCCUUUGAUCACCCUUUGCACAGCACUGCUGUGGAUGCUUAUGGAGAGGGACAUUCACAAAACGAGGCACUCGGUCGUGUUUCAGCAUCACAAAGGCAAAAUACGGACAGACGGCCUGCUGGGAAGAAAAAAAAAUUUAAAAAACCACGUCACUCAAAGCCCUCCAGUGGUGAUGUCGAGGAAUUCAACACAGCUGAUGCUGGAGAGGAACCCCUUAAGGAGAAUGUGGCAAGACAGGAGCAGCCUUCAGAGGAGAGCCCAUCAGAUCCUUCUGUGGAUAGUCCACUUUCUGUACAGGUUUGGUGUCCCAAAGAGCUGAAGAGAUCUCCUAGAGAUAUUACAGAACUGGAUGUUGUUCUGGCCGAAGUUGAGAAGAUAGCAGCAAAUUACAGACAAAGCAUAGAAUCAAACACUUGCAGAAAGGCUAUCAGUGACUUUUCUUCUGCUUUCAAGGAUCAAAUCACUGAUCUUAUAGCAGGAGUCCAGGAAUUAAAGAAUAUGAAGAAAAAAAAUGCUAAGGCAAUAACCAGCAUCAAAAAGAAAAGGCAGCAACUGGUGCAAGCCAGAGAAGAGCUAAUUGGAGCUGAACUGCAACUGACACAACUACAAAGAGAAUAUGCUGAGUUACAGGAAAAGAAAUCUUCCUUGAGGCAUACAGUUGAAUUAAUUACUGAUUUAAAGGAGCUACAGCAAGACUGUUUGGAUUAUAGAGAAGAAAACCCAAAAGAAAAAGUGGUAUAUGGAACUUCCAGCCUCCCUGCUCUUCUGGUGGAGUCUCGGAGAAUUCUAGGAGCAGAAAGGCACUUUGAGAGUAUCAAUAUGAAAUUGGAAGAGGCUCUGGCUGUACAAAAAGAGCAGAAAUCAAAGAAAAAUUAAGUGUCUUUU
Messenger RNA from Pyrgilauda ruficollis (rufous-necked snowfinch), 1259 nucleotides. It is a transcript of the gene CENPU, whose product is annotated as centromere protein U. The record is from RefSeq and is a predicted model, not a curated record. The coding region runs from base 213 to 1250 and encodes 345 amino acids. The transcript has 11 exons. Gene Ontology annotation, cellular component: nucleus. NCBI's taxonomy places the organism in Eukaryota, Metazoa, Chordata, Aves, Passeriformes, Passeridae.